Messenger RNA from Arctia plantaginis, 1194 nucleotides. The record is from the annotation of a GenBank genome assembly. Lineage: Eukaryota; Metazoa; Arthropoda; Insecta; Lepidoptera; Erebidae.
AUGACGAUAGUAACUAAUCCAGCGCGGACCAACUCCGACGAUGAGAUCCAGACGGGGGUAGCAAGCACAACUUGCAUGGAGUACGGUGAAAUAGAUAUUGACGCUCACACGGGGCUUUAUGAUGAUGAAAAGCAGAGCGACAUCGUGUUUGAAGUUGGAAUCAACGGUGACACUUGGCGCUACCCUGGGCACCGCCGUGUGCUCGCUGCUACCAGCCCUGUAUUCGCGGCCCUGCUUUCUUGCAAAACUGACGUCAUUGUCGUUGACUACAUUGAUCGGAGGGGUUUCGAACAACUACUUCGUUAUCACUACUGUGAACCGACACAACUUAACUCAGUGGGGACAGCGCGUUGCGCACUAGAUGCUGCCUAUAAGUUUCUCUGCCCUCCACUUGCAGAGCGUUGUGCUCGCAGACUCGACGAAAUGCUCGAUGCUGGAGUAGCACUUGAAAUUUUACGAGACUUACGAUUCCUUUGUGCAAGACUACCCGGCGCAGCUUCUGCCCCUCCUCUGCCUGCUCUUUCCGAUGAUGCUGCCGCCCGCACCCUAGCGCAGUGCUCGCGCUGGUGCGACUCUCUCGCCCACAAUGCCCUUCUAGUAUUGGAUGACAACGCAGAUACAGCUUUGACUGAUGAACGCAUUGAGGAGCUCACAUACGAGGAUUUAAUGCUCAUUGUGAAACGUGAUACGCUACGAGUGUCAAGUGAGCUGGUAUUAAUCGAAGCUCUAUCUCGUUGGAGCACAGCUGUAUGUAAACGAACCAAGCGAGAAUUGACUCCAGCGAAUAAAAGAGCAGCGCUUGGAGAACUGUCUUAUUGUCCACGAUAUUUAUUGCUGUCCGGUGAAGAACUCGAUCGAGCCCUCGCUCUUGAAUUACUUGAACCGAUGGAACGCGCUUUAGUUCUGGCCCGCGCUCGAAAACUAUCUGCACCGAUACCAGUGGGCAAUGAACAGGAGGCACUGCUCCGUCGCUGGGCUCGUCCCCGGCCCACAGAGCCGGCAGCCCUGCCCGUACACCUUAGUGCACGUUCUGAGCCACCGGUUGAAGAUGAACGAGCCAGUAAAUUAUGUGCGCGCCGCUCGAAGCGACCGAAACAGCCUAGCUUUGCACCCGACGAUAAACAAUCGAAACGAGGUUGCUGUGCGUGCUUUGGUGACGGACUCCUUAGAGCUCUCAUUUGUUUAUUCGACUGA